Molecule: messenger RNA, 879 nt
Organism: Caenorhabditis bovis
Lineage: Eukaryota; Metazoa; Nematoda; Chromadorea; Rhabditida; Rhabditidae
Source: the annotation of a GenBank genome assembly
AUGCCUGCAGAUGGCGAAUCCUUUUCUGAUCUGUCAGAUGAAGGCCAAACACCUAUUGAUGAAGAGCCUUCGGGAGAAGAUAAAGAAACACCUCAUGCUUCAGAUUCUUUGCUUGAUUCUCUGUUGGAUACUCUUGAUGAGCAAGAGGCUGAAGAGAAUAUUAUAAAAUCAACCUUUGAUUCGGCAUUUAGCGAUGAAGAAGCCGAGAUUUUCACGGGGGAAAUUCCUAUUGAUGAUAUAUUGUCACUUGUUAACUUUGAAGAAUCUCAGAUUGACGUUGAAAGCCUUCCAAAUUUUACCCAGAAAAGAAAUGUUUACGGUACCAUGUUUAAUGUCUCCGGCGGAUUCAUAUGCAGACCGCAAAAGAUGGAGUUUGCAACGAAAUAUCGCAACUUUAUUUCAUUUGCUCAAAAAGCGACUGAAAAUGAAUGUUCUUUGAAAUCGUUGGUAUCGCGAACAAGAAACAAAUCCGAAUGUUUGAAUUAUGGAACGAAAUUAAAGCUGAGUUUUCGUUAUGUGAACGUGAUAUGUAAGACAGAAGAAGAAGCAUUAAAAAUGGAAACAUUGGAUAUUCAAAAGGAAAUAUUGAAAUCUUUAAAUACUCAAGUUCUCACGGUUAUUUUGCUCGGAGUUGACGAAAUGAAAAGGGUCACCGGAUUUUACUUGCCAUGUAAAGAACGCGACAAUCUUCGAAUGGCGCUUGAUACAGCAAUUCAAACGGAAUUCAAUCCGCCGUUAGAGACUAUCUUCGGUCUAUUAGAUAUUAAUUUCAUUCUUGUGAAUGAAGCGCCGAGAGAAGAUCAGUAUUUGGCUGUUAUCCGCGUCAAGCAAAUCCGAAAUAGGAAAUACAAAUUGUUGUGCGAAGGAGAAGAACGUUAA